This is a messenger RNA of Tarenaya hassleriana, 902 nucleotides long. Its product is annotated as 21 kDa protein-like. Gene Ontology annotation, molecular function: enzyme inhibitor activity. The record is from RefSeq and is a predicted model, not a curated record. NCBI's taxonomy places the organism in Eukaryota, Viridiplantae, Streptophyta, Magnoliopsida, Brassicales, Cleomaceae. Gene Ontology annotation, biological process: negative regulation of catalytic activity. Bases 207 to 776 code for a protein of 189 amino acids. The transcript has a single exon.
AUCAUUUACCCUUCGUAAUUAUAACUUGGAUCCGACACCGACAAAUGGAAUUCCAUACCGUAACUUACAUUUCACAUCCACAAACCCUAUUCUGAAUCUUCCAAGUCCUCUUCGCCAUAUAUAAUAAUAUCCCACUCCCACUCUCUCUUCUAAUCGCAUAUUGCAAAAGAUACAGAGACCAAACAAAAAAAAUUCCGACACGCCCAAUGAGUUCUUUGAUCACAAUCACGAUUCUCUUCUCUCUCUUGAUCGUACAGCCGAAUCCAUCGUUGGCGUCAAAACGCAAUCGCAGCUACGUCAGAAACGCAUGUAGUGCCACUCUAUACAAAGAACUCUGCGUCCGAUCGCUAACGCCGUUCUCAGCCUUGGCCAAGAACAGCCCAAGCAAGUGGGCCCGAGCCGGAGUCGCCGUGACCAUAACGGAUACCAAACACGCCCUCAGACGCAUCGUGGAAACGCGGCGUUCAGCGGUCGUCGGGAAACGCGACGGCUUGGCGUUGUCGGACUGCAGGGAGCUGUUCCAGGACGCGCUGGACGAGCUCCACAGGUCCCUCGGGGUUCUGCGGACGCUGAACUCGACCGCGUCCCAGACGCAGAUCAGCGACAUGACGACGUGGGUCAGCACCGCCCUCACGGAUCAGGACACGUGUCUUGAUGGGUUCGAAGGGUCGAGUUCAUCGACGGCUAAGAUCAUCCGGAGGAGGGUGACUAUUGCUAUGUACUUUACGAGUAAUGCGCUUGCGCUAGUUAACAAGCUUGCGGCCGCUGGUGUGUAGAUUUAAUUAUUCCACACAUUUAGACAUGUCAUUUAAUAAGGUGAUGUUACGUAUUAAAAAGCAAUCAAUUAUAUCUGUGAUUAUAAAGAUGUGUAAUAAUAAGUGGCACAGCCGUGUCUUAUCGUC